CACGUCAGCUUUACGUCUCCAAAUUUCUUACUUCACGGAUCUGCUUCAAAGAGGCAGCUGCAUUAGAGAAUCAUGUUAAGCUCGGCUAAUGCGGAGAGCCCGAGGUAGCCCUCAUGAUGGAUUUUGAUGAGCGUGUCCCUUGCUCCUCUAAUAUGUAUUUGCCCAGUUGUACUUACUACGUGUCGGGUCCUGAUUUCUCCAGCCUCCCUUCCUUCCUGCCCCAGACCCCGUCUUCUCGCCCCAUGACAUACUCGUACUCCUCCAACCUACCCCAGGUCCAACCUGUGCGAGAAGUCACCUUCCGGGAGUAUGCCAUUGAUCCGGCCAGUAAAUGGCACCCCAGGAACAAUCUCGCCCACUGCUACUCGGCAGAGGAGAUCAUGCACAGGGACUGCCUGCCUGCCACCAACACCGCCGCCGCCGCCGCCGCCGCCGCGAGCAUGGGCGAGAUGUUCGGGAAAAGCACCGCCAACGUCUACCACCACCACCCCAACGCCGCCGCCACCAACGCCGCCGCCGCCGCCAGCAAUUUCUAUAGCACGGUGGGCAGGAACGGGGUGCUGCCGCAAGCUUUCGACCAGUUUUUCGAGACGGCUUACGGCACGGCCGAGAACCACGCGGACUAUGCGGGAGACAAGAACAGCGAGAAAAUGCCGCCCGGAGGAGCCGCUUCGGUGGCGGCGGCGGCGGCGGCGGCUGCCGCCACGGCCGCCGCCGCCUCGGCUGCAACUUCAAGUUCGGACGCCAGCUGCGGCAGGGAGGCGGCGGCGGCGGGGGCGGCGAGCGCCGCGGCGGCGGCGGCCGAGGAGAAAGAGAGGCGGAGAAGGACGGAGAGCAGCAGCAGCAGCAGCCCCGCUUCGUCUUCCGGCAACAAUGAGGAGAAAUCCAGCAGCUCCAGUGGACAACGUACCCGUAAAAAGCGAUGCCCAUACACCAAAUAUCAGAUUAGAGAAUUAGAGAGGGAAUUCUUCUUCAGUGUCUAUAUAAACAAAGAGAAACGCCUCCAGCUCUCCCGAAUGCUCAACUUGACCGACCGUCAAGUAAAAAUAUGGUUCCAAAACAGAAGAAUGAAAGAGAAAAAAAUUAACAGGGACCGAUUGCAAUAUUAUUCAGCUAACCCACUACUUUAAAAACAAGCAAAGGGGGGGAAAACUCCUAGCAUUUUUCAAGAUGAGAUUAAAUUCAGAUCUCGCCCUUGACAAGGUCAAGCCACAGGGUUACCUAUA
Elgaria multicarinata webbii is the source of this 1226-nucleotide messenger RNA. RefSeq names its product homeobox A11 (gene HOXA11). Gene Ontology annotation, cellular component: nucleus. Gene Ontology annotation, molecular function: DNA-binding transcription factor activity, RNA polymerase II-specific; ice binding; RNA polymerase II cis-regulatory region sequence-specific DNA binding. Gene Ontology annotation, biological process: regulation of transcription by RNA polymerase II; anatomical structure development. The transcript is spliced from 2 exons. NCBI's taxonomy places the organism in Eukaryota, Metazoa, Chordata, Lepidosauria, Squamata, Anguidae. Bases 114 to 1130 code for a protein of 338 amino acids. The record is from RefSeq and is a predicted model, not a curated record.